Messenger RNA from Cricetulus griseus (Chinese hamster), 8933 nucleotides. The record is from RefSeq and is a predicted model, not a curated record. NCBI's taxonomy places the organism in Eukaryota, Metazoa, Chordata, Mammalia, Rodentia, Cricetidae.
AAAGGUGUGCGCCACCACCGCCCAGCAAGUUGCUUUAAACUUUUAAAUAAAUUUUUAAAUAGGCACUUUAACUAAUGACUACUAUAUGAAAGUUAGAGUAUUAAAACACUCUUUUGGUUUGAUUUUUCAAAACAGGGUUUCUCUGUGUAACAACUGUGGCUGUUCUGGAACUCACUUCGUAGACAAGGCUGGCCUCAAACUCACAAAGAUCCACCUGCUCCUGCUUCCCAAGUGCUGGGACUAAAGGCCUGUGUCACCACCACCUGGCCCUAAAGUGCUCUAUAAAAGGAUUCCCUUGGCUACAUUCUCAGACCUCUAGGGGAAGAUUAGAGUUCCUUUCACUUGUCAUGCCAUUCUAUUUCUCUGUAAGGGGACCCUUGAAAUGGUUCACUGUUCUAGGUAGUGGAGAUUUUAGUUGAAGAACUAAAAGUAUUCUAAGGUCAGUUGACUAGGGCAGGUACUAAGUUCUUGGUUCUCAGGCACACAAAGUUUAUGAGGAUUUUGUGUGAUAGUUGUGCGAUAGUAGAAAGGCCUUACACCUGCUCUACCUGUUGCAGUGGACACUAACACAAGUGCUGUUGAAUAACUGAAAUGUUACCAGAGUGACUACAGAGUUUUGAAUUUAAGUGUGAAUGGUCACAUGGCUCAGUGCUGUUAUAUUGGCCAGGACUUUGGAAUUAUGGUGUGCAAGUUUUUCUGCUGUGUAGUCUCCGUAGACUUUUUGAAAUUCAUGUAUACUCUAAACAUUUUUAGACAGUAAAAAUUUAGAUCAGGAGCUGGAGAAAUGGCUCAGCAAUUAAUUAGGAACAUUUGUUUCUAUUAACAAAAGACCUUGGUUUAGUUCCCAGCAACCUCAUGGUAGCUCACAGCUAUUCAUAGCUCCAGUUCCAGGCUAUUUGAUACCCUCUUCUAACCUCCAUGGGCACUGGAUAAGAAUAUGGUUUACAUAGAUACAUAUGGGUAGCAUUCAUACACAUAAGAUAAGAUGAAAUAAAUCUAAAAACAUUUAAAAUUUUUAAAGGAAAUUAUUAGAAACUUAAAAUACUAAGCCUGUUUGGGUUGAAUAAGACGAAGAUGACUGAAAUUUAUGAAAAAUGUGCUCUGAAACUGAAGAAUCCUUGUAAUAUUCUUAUUGGUAGAUAUAUUGAGGAAGAAUAUUCUAGUUACAUUUGAAAGAAGCAGUGUCUUAAACCUAUUGUCACUUUGGUCAUUCCAAAUUCAGAGACCAAAUUUUAUUCCUAAAAAUAAACAAUGGUUUGACACUAAUCCCUAAGGUUUUUAGGUCCCUGAUCGAUCAGCAGAGGAAAGCUCUGAGUAGCUUUUGGAUAUCUUUCUUGCCUGAUAACAGUGGGACUCGAUUCUCGAGAGCCAGUGUUUCUUUAAGUAAUAAUGUCUGAAAUAAAGACCUUAAGUUUUCAUUAUUUACAGUAAGUGUUUGAGAAGUAUAGUGGUGUGCCUUUACCUUAAAGGAAUUAUACACUGAAGAACCAGUUACUGGGCAGUAAAGUGUGUACAGCUGUGUUGGCAAUGAUACUAAGCUCGUGUGGUGCUUAAUUGGGCAGAAGGCAGCUGAUGAGUUUCAUGGUGCUCAGGAGCAGAGUAACCUGGAUUCUUCUAAACAGUGGAAUUGUCAUAGUUCCAUCCUCCCUCCUCCCAGCAGGGUUUCUCUGUGUAACAGCAACAACCUUAUCUGUCCUUGAACCUCACUUUUCGACCAGGCUGGCCUUAAACUCAGAGAUCUAACUCCCUCUGCCUGCUGAGUGCUAGGAUUAAAGGUGUGUGACGCCACUGCCUGGCUAUGUUAGAAAAUUUUUAAGUGAUUAUUUAAAAAGCAGUGCCUUUUAAUUAAAGAACAAUUUUCUGUGUUAGUACAUGGCCUGUGAUUUAGGAUCUGUGAAUGAUUGCUUCAUAGUGUUGUAAAGAAGCAUCUGAAAGAGUAAACUGGUAAUUUCAUGAGGGCAUUUGAGUGAAUGCACCAAUUCUAGGAAACAUUUUUGAUGAUUAGCGUAAUUUUCUAGUAUUGAACUGUGUAAAUAUCUAUGAUUGCAUUUCAUAAAAUUGAUUUUAAGGAAACCUAGAGUUAUACAUCUUUAUUUGACUACAACCCACAAAGCGAAUAUAUUUUCUUUUGGGGACUAGUACUCACAUUACUAUCACAUGUACAUACAUAUAAUAAAAAUAAGUUUUACAAAAUAAAACUUACACUAUAUAGUUUACACUAUAUAGUGCUACAUUGAGCAUAUACCACAGACUGUUCUAAGUGCCUUACAAACAUUAACUUGCUGACACCAUGUGCACUUUCCUCCGAUAGGUUCUGUCCUAUUGGAACAUAGGCAGACCAGCUUCAGAGACUCUUUAAUAACUAUGAAUAUGGAAACAUCUAACAGAGGCGGAACCUUCUCCUGCUAUGCCCUCUUUGUUGUCCCCUGGUGUCACACUGCUUUUCUUUUUCCCCAGUUUUUGCCAAUACUGCUUCUCCUGGUAACCCAACCUGAGGCACUGCUCAACCAUCCUAUCUGUAGCACUGUGCUAGGUCUCCAGACAUUUUACACCUACAACUGGUAUGAGGAAAAUGAGAGGAAGGAGGAUACAGGCAUCUCAGGGUCAUGUUGUCCCCAUGGAGUAUACUCUGGAGAAGGCAGAAUAGAAGAGCUGGAGGGACAGGGCAAGGGAAGACAGCUUAGAAUUCAUCAAAGGGAUGAGCCCUUUCCUCCAUGUUCCAUACCUCCAACCUUUACAUUUGGGGAUCUGCCUGACUUCCUGUCUGUUUGUGCUUCUCAUUAACCAGCAUGUUACAUUAGCAACUCUGUGGCUGUGCUUCUUUGCUCUCUUGCACAUUGAUAGAACAGCCUUUGCCUGGGAAAGUCUGCAGCAGCAGGGACCCAUUUGAGGGAUCAUGGAGUAGCCCAGAGAUACUUUGAGGUCUCCCCGAUAAAGGUUGCUAUACCCUGGCACUGGCCCAGGACACCACCUGUUACUCUGUGUACACAGGCUCAGCCUGGCCUUCUUCAUAUGCCCGUUGCUUGCAUCCAUUCUUUUAACUUAAGGUACCCCUGUUCAACUGUCUUACUAGCCACCCUCUUGAAGCACUAGGACCUCCCCUCCCUUCCCCUGUCUACCCCUUCUUGUUCUGUCUUGGGCAAGGAGGCAAGGUUUUGCUUUGUAGCUCAGACUGGCUAGAACUCGCCUCUCGUCCCAUCCUACAGUUUUAUACAAAAGGACUGAGCUGAGCUAUAAUCCCAGCACUUGGGAAUAGAGUUGAGAUGAUCACCCUGGGCUAUAAGACACAAGACCCUGUAUCACCACCACCUUGCUCUCCCCCCACCCCCUCAAAAAUAGACCUGGAAGAUACAGAGGUGGGACCAACAUUUUUUUUUAAUGUGCAGUAGUGUUUUGCCAUGGGAAGUUUUGGGUCCCCUGAAACUGGAGUUACAGACAGUUGUGAGCUGCCAUAUGGGUGCUGGGAGUUGAACUCAGGUCCUGGAAGAACAUUCAGUGUUCCUUAAGUACUGAGCUAUCUCUUCUGCCCCUGAGACCAACAUUUUCCAUUUUGCUCUUUUUGAAAAUUUUAUUACAUUUAGUGUGUGUGUGUGUGUGUGUGUGUGUGUGUGUGUGUGUGUUCUUGGGUGUGCAAGGGCCAUGACACAUGUGCAAGUCAGCACACAGCAGUGUCUGGGAGUUGGUCAUCUCCUUUUAUCAGUGUGAAUCCCAGAGAUUGAGCUCAGGUCAGACAGGCCUGGUGGCAAGCCCCCUCACACACUCAGCCAUCUUGAUAGCCUUGUGCUCUUGCUAAAAGUUUUUAUUUAUAUUUAAAAUUGUUUAUUUUGUAUGUUUGGGCAUUUUGCCUGCAUAUAUAUGUAUAUGUAUUCUGUUCAUCACAUGUGUGCAGGUGCCUAUGGUUUCAGGGAUCAAACUUAGAUCAGCAAACAAGUGUUUUUACCUGCCUGCUGAUCCAUUAUUUGUCCACACUGUGCUUGCUCUUCUAGAGUUAUUACAACAUAGUAUGAAGUCCCAGAUUCUCCAAUGGAACACUUGAUGGAGUGAAGGGCCAAGGGAAGUAGUAGUAAGAAGAAAGGAGACUGGUGACAAACUGGAGGUCAGGUGAUAUACAGGAAAUGGGCUUUUAUCCCCAUUUUAUAGCAGUCACUGGCAGUCAUAUCAACAGAAAGGGUAAGAGUGGAGGCAUGGAGUUGAUUUUGAAGUUAUCCUUUCAGUGAGUUAGGCAAAUGGUAAGAGCAGUGGCAGUGGAAGCUUGGGAGAAGAGAACAGAUUUCAUACCUGGCACAGUUGUUGAGGGGUUUGUUGUUCUAGAACUGCCUGUCUACUUCUGCCAGUUCUUUGCUAUGGUCACAGAUGACCUUCAUGGGACUUCAUGAAGUUCAUGAACUUCAUGUCUAAGUUUUAGGCCUCAUUACUCACAACCCAGUGAGAUAGAAAUAGAACACCAUGUUUGGACAGUCCUGCCCUAGAAGAUACAUUCAUUCCCCCCCCCCCCACAGGGUUUCUCUGUGGCUUUGGAGCCUGUCCUGAAACUCACUCUGUAGACCAGGCUGGCCUCAAAUUCACAGAGAUCCUCCUGUGGCUGGCUGCCCUCCGAGUGCUGGGACUAAAGGUUUGCAUCACCACCGCCUGGAGGAAGAUACUUUCUUCUAGCCUCCAGUCUGUCCAGUAUGGACAGAUGUGGACAGAAGAUUGAUUAUCCUACUUUUUUUUUUUUUUUAAACCAUAGGGUAAGAGCUAAAUUCACAUCUAAGAUUUCAGUUUAAAAACAUUUAAACUAUUUUGAGGCAAGAUAGUUCUGACAGGCCUAGUGCUCACUAGGUGGAUUAGGUCAAACUUGAAGUCUCAACAAUUCUCCUGUAUCUAUCUACCUCUGGGGUGCUCAGAUUAUAAGAGGGUGUCACCAGACUGGUUUAGAACAGCAGUUCUCAACCUGUAGGUCAUGAACCCCUUUUCACAGAGGUUACAUAUCAGAUAUCCUGCAUAUCAGGAUAUUUGUAUUACAAUUCAUAAUAGUAGCAAAAUUACAGUUAUGAAGUAGCAAUGAAAAUAAUUUUAUGGUUGGGGUCACCACAACAUGAGGAACUGUAUUAAAGGGUCACAGCAUUAGAAAGAUUGAGAACCACUGCAUUAGCUGUGUUUUACCCUUGUAGGAAAGGCACACACACCCCACCCCCGCUGCUGUGAAUUCCGUGUUUAGAAAAUGAAAUAAAAUGGAAAGGAGUUUCAGAAAUAACUAACAAGUACUAUUAGUGAAUGCAUUAGUUUUAUUUGUUAUUUUUGAGGCAGGAUCUCGCUAUGUAGCUCUAGCUGUCUUGGGACUCACUUCCUAGACUAGGCUGGUCUCAAAUUUAGAGAUUCGCUUGGUUCUGUUUCCAGAGUGCUGGGAUUAGAGACAUGCACCACCAAACCUGGAAGUGCUUUAGAUUUUAAACAGUUUUUAGGGUCACAGGAAUAAGGACAUACUCCUUAAUUUUAUCACUGUAGGAUGACUUUAUAUACCAUGCUCUAUCUAUUCUGCCUACUUCUUGUCUUUGCAGAAACUUAUAUAUGGUUUCUUGGUUAAAAUGGUUUCUUAAUGAGCCAGUGCCUCUUAUGCAUCAUAUGCCACAGUUAUCUGGAGUUUGUAAUCUGUGCUGAACCUUCCCACUAUUCUUAAUACUAGGUGAAAGAUAUCUGCACUUGGAAAAAGACGUAUUGAAAUCAUUGAAAUUUGUAGUUUAGAGAGUCCUUGAGAACCUGUGGAAAUACUUCGUUUUUCUUGGCACUGAGUGUUACCUUUUCACUUAGGAUGUGGGCCUUAGUGAAAUAAUAUGUCUGUAUCUUUUUCUCAGAUAUUCUAGGAAUAGCAGUCACCAUUUCAGUUUUCUGUAUGUGUUCUUAGCUCUGUUAAUGAAUAUAAUAUUUUGAGCUAGCAAAAACUGAUUAAGGAUAAUUGAUAGAGUAGAUAGGAAGUUGUUUACUUCUGUGUUUUCUAGUUGUAGUUCCUCAGUCUUGUGAGACUCCUUGAUUGUAAUAGCUCAAACUUCUGAAAUUCACAGUACUUUUUCUUUAGAUUACUUCAUUUAUUCAAACAAGCCAAUUAUGUUUGUAAGUGAUAUUAAUAAAACCAAAAUAAAAGUUCAUAUCAGUAAAAAGCUGCUUUUUAUUAUUUAUUUAAUUUAUAAGUAUUUUUUUCUCCUUGGAAAGAUUGGGUUGUGAUUUACAAAGAAGAAAGUGUUAGUCCUGGUCAACCUUGUAUGUGGUAUCUGAAUGCCUAACAAACAAUCUUAAAGAAUUUUUAUUUACUCACCCACCAAAGAUUUAUGGAGCCAUUUUUAUAUGCCAGGUUUUGAAGACACUGGGAAUAUAUCAAUGAACAAAAAGAAAAAGAUAAAUUUUUUUUUUUUUUUAAAUACAGUAUCUCUAGCUCAAGCUGCCCUCACUAUGUAUGUAACUCACUAUGUAACUGAUGGUAGAACUUCUGGUUGGCCCAUCUGCAUCUCUUAAAUUCUGAGAUUACAAGUCUGUCACCACAUCUGGUUACAAAACUGAUUUUCAAAAACAAACCACAGAUCCUAUAUUGUAAUAGAAAAUGAUGAUAAUUUUGUUCUUGCAGUGAUGGGGAUUGAGCCUAAAGCCUUGCAUAUGCUAGGUAGGCACUCUAUCAUGGUCCCACGUACUUUAGUCCUGAGAAAAUAGGUAUUUUAAAACGGCUAAUUCAAACCAAAUGGUUUACUCCUGUAAUUCCACUACCUGACAGUAGGAGGCAGAAGAGUUUGAGCCCAGCUUGGCUACACAGUGGAGCCUUAUUUCAAAAAAAAACAAGUAAGAACAAUCAAUACAGGACAGAAGCUCCUCAGAUGUGAUAUUUCUGUUAGUGGCUUCAGUUUGAACACCAUACCUUGCACUUUUACAUAAAGAAUAGGUCAGUUGGCUUUUGUUUUUUUGAGAAUGGUUUUCAUGCUUUUUAAUUCUUUGCAUUGUAUGCAUCCAGGUGACACUGAGAUUUGCCUCACUGAGCAGCCAAGUGCUGUGUUAUUGUUCUGCCAGUGACUAGCUCAGAGCACCCACCUCCUCUUGAUGCACGUGCUAUGUAUGCAGUGUCCAGUCUUGAGCCAAAACAGGCUGUCAACUCCUUAAAGGAGCCUGAAUUACAGCAGAAGAAACAUCUACAAGCUACAAUUACUUUUUGAUUAUAAAAACAGCUGGUUCGAUGCCCAGACCUGAAUGCUGUGCUCCAGCUGUGGCCUCACCGGUGCUGAAUAGAGAGGAAGAGCCACCUUCAUAGCUUACAUGAGCUGGAGUCAGAUGGCAGCACUAUGGAGGACUAUUCACAGGAGGACUGGGGAAACCACAGUCAGGAUCUCCAUGGCUAUCCAACAGAUCAGGAAUUGGAUGAAAUGCCAGUUUCAAAGAGAACAUUAAAAAUAAAACAAGAAUCUUCUGAGGAAGCACAGAAACGAGACACCAUGCAGAAUAUUGUACAGAUUUUGGAGUCAGUGCAGUUGAAAUGGGAACUGUUUCAGAGCUGGACAGACUUUUCAAGGCUCCAUCUUUCCAAUAAGUUGGCCAUUUUUGGAAUUGGCUAUAACACCCGCUGGAAAGAGGACAUCCGUUACCACUAUGCCGAGAUCAGCUCACAGGUGCCCCUUGGCAAGCGUCUUCGGGAGUACUUCAACUCCGAGAAGCCCGAGGGACGGAUAAUUAUGACCCGAGUGCAAAAAAUGAACUGGAAGAACGUUUACUACAAAUUUUUAGAGAUCACCAUCAGUGAAGCUAGGUGCUUAGAGCUGCACAUGGAAAUUGACUGGAUACCCAUUGCCCACUCUAAGCCAACCGGUGGGAAUGUUGUUCAGUAUUUACUGCCAGGAGGGAUUCCGAAAAGUCCAGGUCUUUAUGCCAUUGGCUAUGAAGAAUGCAUUGAGAGGCCACUUUCACCAGAUGUGGAGCGCCAGGCCCUGGACCCAGGAAAAGAGGGCAGGGUUGGCCUGGAAACCCUCUCAGCACAAGCCUCAUUACAGGUAGAAGUAGAACCCACCCGGAUCAUCUACUGCUACCUUGGUAUUGCUGAGGUCAGGACUCUGCAGCAGUGUUUGUUUUUACAUUUCCAAGCAAAUACCAAAACCUUCAGUAAAGAUUGGGUUGGCAUUAAUGGGUUUUUGUCUCAGAACUGUAUUGUGGAUCCUGGAGUUUCCCCUAAAUCCAUCUAUAUUAAAUUUGUAGAAGUAGAGAGGGAUUUUCUUUCCGCUGGCUCAUUAGUUGAGUGCCUGGAAAAAGCCAUCGGAUACCCCUUAAAAUUUAACAACUGAGUGUCAUCCUUCAUAAGGAUUUGGGCGUGUGCAUUCUUUCCCCUAGUUCCGUUACCCAGACUACCCCACAUCCAGAUGCUGCCAUCAGACUCUUCAUGGGAACUAUUUUCCACGAUGAGACCAGUGCAACCUCUAAAGAAUCAUAGUAGACUCUGGGCAAAAAAAAGCAGACCUCACCUGAUAUGCUCAUUUUGAGCAAGCAGGUCUUGCAUGGUGGGUCAGUUCUUUUUUAAAAAAAGGUAACAUCGAUUUUUAAAUGGAUUUUAGAGCCCUAAUAUAAACAAAUGUAGGUACAUUCCAUAUUGGACAAAACUUAUACUUUGAGUUUCAUAUGAAAUUGAAAAUUGUAUUUUUUUCACGUUUCAUUUUUACACAUCUCUAUAAGUAUUACUUACAACCUUGAAUAAAUAAGCAAUAGAUAAUGGCAAGUAAAUCUUGAGUCACAGUAAAUAAGGCUGUUUUUCAAUAUUACCUUUAGCUACUAUUGUAUACAAUUUAGAGUUUCAUUUUUUCACCAACCAAGUGUUUUGCUAUUUCCAAUCAGUGUUGCCUGCAAAGACUUUUGUUUAUGUGAUGUACCAACUUUUAUGGUUGUGUUGCCAUUUAAAUUAAAAAAAAAAAUUAAAGGGAUUCCUGACCUUU